CAUUCUUCAUUCUUCCGAACGGAGUUGAAGAGUUAACACGUAUUUUGCAAAGAGACCAGUUUUUACUUAAUUCCUAUGUCCGCUUCAGGAGAAGAACGAAACGAAGAGCAAUGGGUCGGCGAGACUAAAAAUGGCCCUAGUGAAUCAAAUGAACAACCACCCUCGUACAAUGGACCCGCGGGCAUGGAUCCCGAUGGUAUCAUCGAGACGAACUGGGAUGUCGUCGUCGAUAAUUUCGAUGACAUGAAUUUGAAGGAAGAACUUCUUCGAGGAAUUUAUGCUUACGGUUUUGAAAAACCAUCUGCGAUUCAACAGCGUGCCAUCUUGCCCUGCGUCAAAGGUCACGAUGUCAUCGCCCAGGCUCAAUCCGGAACUGGCAAGACUGCUACGUUUUCCAUUUCUAUUUUACAACAGAUCGAUACUAAUCUUAAUGAGUGCCAGGCCUUGAUUCUUGCGCCAACUCGUGAACUUGCUCAGCAGAUCCAGAAAGUGGUGAUCGCCCUCGGAGAUUUUAUGCAUGCGCAGUGUCAUGCAUGUAUCGGAGGAACCAAUGUCCGCGAAGAUAUUCGCAAAUUGGAAACGGGCGUUCACGUUGUGGUUGGAACACCCGGCCGAGUAUUUGACAUGAUCAGCAGACGGGCUCUCCGUGCCACCAGCAUCAAGCUUUUCGUACUCGAUGAGGCCGAUGAGAUGCUUUCUCGUGGUUUCAAGGAGCAAAUUCACGAUGUAUUCAAGCUACUUCCUGCAGAAGUUCAGGUUAUCCUGUUAUCCGCGACAAUGCCCGCUGACGUAUUGGACGUGUCGCAGUGCUUUAUGAGAGCGCCAAUUCGUAUCCUGGUGAAAAAGGAGGAGUUGACCCUGGAGGGUAUCAAGCAGUUCUUCAUUUAUGUUGAGCGAGAGGACUGGAAGCUGGAGACGCUCUGCGAUUUGUACGACACACUGAGUAUAACGCAGGCCGUAAUCUUUUGCAAUACGCGUCGCAAGGUCGACUGGCUCACCGAGAAUAUGCGCAAUCGUGAUUUCACAGUGUCGGCAAUGCACGGCGACAUGGAGCAGCGAGAGCGUGACCUCAUUAUGAGACAAUUUCGCACCGGCUCGUCCCGAGUCUUGAUUACCACUGAUCUUUUGGCUCGCGGUAUCGAUGUCCAACAAGUAUCCCUCGUCAUUAAUUAUGACCUUCCCUCGAACCGAGAAAACUACAUUCAUCGUAUUGGACGUGGUGGUCGUUUUGGUCGUAAGGGAGUUGCGAUAAACUUUGUCACAGCGGACGACAAGCGAACAUUGAAAGAUAUCGAGACAUUCUACAACACCCAUAUCGAUGAGAUGCCAAUGAACGUUGCCGAUCUGAUCUAGAUAUCGUCGAGCGACAGCUAAAAUUGAUUGUAAUAAAAACAAAAUAAACAGUAAGUGAAAAACAAAACGAGAAGCUAUCAGCUGAUCCUAUGGUGUGUGUGUGUGUGUUUGGAGUAUUUACAGAGUGUGAAAAUCGGUGGUGAAAGAACCAACAACAACAACAAUAAUAAUAAUAUUAUCGCUCGCGCCUCUCCUCGUGUGCUGCGAUUAUUUCGAGGAGAAAACAUUUUUCUCUUCCACACGGACAACGGCGGUUUUCUCACAGAAAUUCUUAGUUUGUUUCUAUAAUAGGAAAAAUAAAAACGUUACGCGCGCGCGCGCGCUCGUUUGUCGGUUGGUUGGGUGGCUUCUUCUUCGCUCUUGUUAUUAUUAUUAUUACUAUUAUUAUUAUUAUUAUUAUUAUAUCGCUACGACCACCUACUGCUAUAGCUACCAUUACUAUCGAUAUCUUUGGAAUAACUCUACAUUAAUUAUUAUUACUACAACUACUACUAUAUAUAGCUCUAUUCAGAUUAGUAUUAAUCAUUAAUUUUUUAUUUUUUUUUUUUUUUGAACACACUAGCUAAACUCGACUAAUUCGACGUUAUAAAGAAAAAAAGCAACAAAAAAAAAAAAAGGGGGCGGUUGAAGCGGCACAUUAUUUUUCACAAUGGGUCGUCGUCAAGAAGAGGAUAAUUUAGCUGAUCCAACAACAACAACAAUAGCAAGUUGCUCUUCUUGUUGUUCUUCGCAAUUCCCUUUUUCCAUCCUGACGAAUUUUCUUGUUUCCUGUAUACUUAAAAUUCUCGUAGUACCGUUUUUGAUUCCUUCCAUUUCAGCGGAAGACGACGCGUUCAUUGUAUACUACUUUAAUUACUCGCGAUCGACGCUCGACAAUUUUUUUUCGAUACUUUUAUUACCUCGACUGCGACACGUUUGUCUAGGCAGAGGUUUAGUGGGAUAUUGGAGAGGUUAUUUCAAUCAUAAACGAUCUCGAAGGCGAUAAUUGUGUCUUGUCUGUGACUCUCGCGAGAUUUUUAAGGGGACAAAAUUUUUCUAUACGUAUUUUUUAUUCAGUAUUUUUCCUUUAUUUUGUGUGUUUUUUUGUUUUUCUGUCUUUAUUAUUUUUUUUUUUUGUUUGUUUUCUUGGCUCUUCCAAUAAUUCUGUACAUAAAAUCUCUGACUGGACGAAACAAAGACGCGAAAAAUAGAAAAUGGUAUUUGUAUCUCUCUUUAAGUCUGUUAGAACUUGGAGCAUAGAGAUUAAAACAUUAAAGUGUGUCUUAUUUGUAUUUCCAGGCAUUUUUGGGCAGUCCGGAAGUGGGGGAGAUGAUUUGGAAAUAAAGACCGAAUUUCCUAGUUGAAAUGAAAUGAAAAAAAAAAAUGAUAAUGAAAUAAAAAAAAAUGAAAAUGUUUAAAUUAAAUGACCCUUCUAACACACUCCUUGCCCGGUAUUUAUAUUAUACACCGUUGUUUUAGUCUCUGUAUUGUAAAUUAAUUUUAUCGGCCGCAGGGAAUAAUGCCCGUUCGCUCGGUUGUUUUAUACUUUUGUCAAUAAAACCAUUUUCAAACUAUCGGUUCUUGUAUCUUUCUUGAAAGUUGGAUUUUUGACAUUUUCGCGUGAAUAGUGACGAAAAUUGACACGUUUUUUAAAGCUGCCUUUUUUUUCAAUGGAUGAGAACUUUAGAGAGAUAAAAAUAUCAAUUGUAUCAUUGUGACAAAGGCAAGUUUUUGUUGUUAACGUGCACACCCUUUUUUUUCUUUUUUUUUUUUUUGUUAAUUCAAGUGUGUCAAAUUUUUAGUUUACGUUACUUUUUAUAUGAAAUAUUUUGUUCUCGCAGGACGAAACAAGAACUUUUUGGAAUUAUUAUCAGGUCGAAGGCGUCGACUUUAGGUUUUGAAGAUAAAAAGAUGAAUGCUAAGUCGUUGAGAGACUGAAAAUUAGAAGAGACCCUUUUUUUUUACUUGAAUUCGGAAUUUAUAUAAUUGCAUCAAAUUCUGCUCUAUUGAGCGAAUAUUUUCGUUAUUAUAGAAAGUCGAUGCUUUCUUCUUCUGGUAUACUAGGAUAAAUUAUCUAGUUAUAGACAAAAUAUUCGCACAGUCGUUUUGUUGUGUUUUUUUUUAAGAAAUUGGGAAAUAUAAUGUAAAUUUUUUAAUGGGUUGGAGGAAAACAUUGAAAUUAUGAAUCAGCA
Molecule: messenger RNA, 3524 nt
Organism: Belonocnema kinseyi
Lineage: Eukaryota; Metazoa; Arthropoda; Insecta; Hymenoptera; Cynipidae
Gene: eIF4A
Product: eukaryotic initiation factor 4A-I
Exons: 7
Coding region: 76-1353 (425 amino acids)
Molecular function (GO): RNA helicase activity; RNA binding; ATP binding
Source: RefSeq, a predicted model, not a curated record